Molecule: messenger RNA, 4596 nt
Organism: Myotis brandtii (Brandt's bat)
Lineage: Eukaryota; Metazoa; Chordata; Mammalia; Chiroptera; Vespertilionidae
Gene: HIPK2
Product: homeodomain interacting protein kinase 2
Exons: 14
Coding region: 3-3503 (1166 amino acids)
Biological process (GO): intrinsic apoptotic signaling pathway in response to DNA damage by p53 class mediator; peptidyl-serine phosphorylation; smoothened signaling pathway
Cellular component (GO): PML body; nucleus; cytoplasm
Molecular function (GO): ATP binding; transcription corepressor activity; SMAD binding
Source: RefSeq, a predicted model, not a curated record
GUAUGGCCUCACAUGUGCAAGUUUUCUCCCCUCACACCCUUCAAUCAAGUGCCUUCUGUAGUGUGAAGAAAUUGAAAGUAGAGCCGAGUUCCAACUGGGACAUGACUGGGUACGGCUCCCACAGCAAAGUGUAUAGCCAGAGCAAGAACGUGCCACCUUCUCAGCCAGCCACCACAACCGUCAGCACCUCCUUGCCCAUCCCGAACCCAAGCCUACCUUACGAGCAGACCAUCAUCUUCCCAGGAAGCACCGGGCACAUAGUGGUCACAUCAGCAAGCAGCACUUCUGUCACUGGGCAAGUCCUCGGCGGACCACAUAACCUAAUGCGUCGAAGCACUGUGAGCCUCCUUGACACCUACCAAAAAUGCGGACUCAAGCGUAAGAGUGAGGAGAUUGAGAACACAAGCAGCGUGCAGAUCAUCGAAGAGCAUCCACCCAUGAUUCAGAAUAAUGCCAGCGGGGCCACUGUAGCCACUGCCACCACUUCGACUGCCACCUCCAAAAACAGUGGCUCCAACAGUGAAGGCGACUAUCAGCUGGUCCAGCAUGAGGUGCUGUGCUCCAUGACCAACACGUACGAAGUUUUAGAGUUCCUGGGCCGAGGGACGUUUGGGCAAGUGGUCAAGUGCUGGAAACGGGGCACCAAUGAAAUUGUGGCCAUCAAGAUCCUAAAGAACCACCCGUCCUAUGCCCGGCAAGGUCAGAUCGAAGUGAGCAUCCUGGCCCGCCUGAGCACAGAGAGUGCUGACGACUACAACUUUGUCCGGGCCUACGAGUGCUUCCAGCACAAGAAUCACACGUGCUUGGUCUUUGAGAUGCUGGAGCAGAACCUCUAUGACUUUCUGAAGCAGAACAAGUUUAGUCCCUUGCCCCUCAAGUACAUUCGCCCAGUCCUCCAGCAGGUGGCCACAGCCCUGAUGAAGCUAAAGAGCCUGGGUCUUAUCCAUGCAGACCUCAAACCAGAAAACAUCAUGCUGGUGGAUCCGUCCAGACAACCAUACCGAGUGAAGGUCAUCGACUUUGGGUCAGCCAGUCACGUGUCCAAGGCCGUGUGUUCCACCUACUUGCAGUCCAGAUACUACAGGGCCCCUGAGAUCAUCCUUGGUUUACCAUUCUGUGAGGCGAUUGACAUGUGGUCCCUGGGCUGCGUCAUCGCGGAGCUGUUCCUGGGCUGGCCGCUCUACCCAGGCGCCUCAGAGUACGACCAGAUUCGGUAUAUUUCACAAACACAGGGUUUGCCAGCUGAAUAUUUAUUAAGCGCAGGGACAAAGACAACUAGGUUUUUCAACCGUGACACGGACUCACCGUAUCCUUUGUGGAGGCUGAAGACACCAGAUGACCAUGAAGCAGAGACGGGGAUUAAGUCAAAAGAAGCAAGAAAGUACAUUUUCAACUGUUUAGAUGACAUGGCCCAGGUGAACAUGACCACAGACUUGGAAGGGAGUGACAUGCUGGUGGAAAAGGCAGACCGGCGGGAGUUCAUCGACCUGUUAAAGAAGAUGCUGACCAUCGAUGCUGAUAAGAGAAUCACUCCGAUCGAAACCCUGAACCACCCCUUUGUCACCAUGACACACUUACUCGACUUUCCUCAUAGCACACACGUCAAAUCAUGUUUCCAGAACAUGGAGAUUUGCAAGCGUCGGGUGAAUAUGUAUGACACCGUGAACCAGAGCAAAACCCCUUUCAUCACUCACGUGGCCCCCAGCACAUCCACCAACCUGACCAUGACCUUCAACAACCAGCUGAACACUGUCCACAACCAGGCUCCCACCUCCACCAGUGCCACUAUUUCCUUAGCCAAUCCCGAGGUCUCCAUACUAAACUACCAAUCUGCACUCUACCAGCCCUCAGCGGCAUCCAUGGCUGCGGUGGCCCAGCGGAGCAUGCCCCUGCAGGCGGGAACAGCCCAGAUUUGUGCCCGGCCGGACCCCUUCCAGCAAGCUCUCAUCGUGUGUCCUCCCGGCUUCCAAGGGCUGCAGGCCUCUCCCUCGAAGCAUGCUGGCUAUUCCGUGCGAAUGGAAAAUGCUGUUCCCAUCGUCACUCAAGCCCCAGGAGCUCAGCCUCUUCAGAUCCAACCAGGUCUGCUUGCCCAGCAGGCCUGGCCCAGUGGGACCCAGCAGAUCCUGCUUCCCCCGGCGUGGCAGCAGCUGACUGGAGUGGCCACCCACACAUCAGUGCAGCAUGCGACUGUGAUUCCUGAGACCAUGGCAGGCACCCAGCAGUUGGCCGACUGGAGGAACACACACGCUCACGGCAGCCAUUAUAAUCCCAUCAUGCAGCAGCCCGCGCUCUUGACUGGUCAUGUGACCCUCCCAGCAGCCCAGCCCUUAAAUGUGGGCGUGGCCCACGUGAUGCGGCAGCAGCCAACCAGCACCACCUCCUCCCGGAAGAGCAAGCAGCACCAGUCCUCUGCGAGAAACGUCUCCACCUGUGAGGUGUCCUCCUCUCAGGCCCUCAGCUCCCCUCAGCGGUCCAAGCGCGUCAAGGAGAACACGCCGCCCCGCUGCGCCCUGGUGCACAGCAGCCCGGCCUGCAGCUCCUCUGUCACAUGCGGCUGGGGCGACGGCGCCUCCAGCACCACCAGGGAGAGGCAGCGGCAGACCAUUGUCAUUCCAGACACCCCCAGCCCCACGGUCAGCGUCAUCACCAUCAGCAGCGACACGGACGAGGAGGAGGAACAGAAGCACGCUCCCACCAGCACUGUCUCCAAGCAGAGGAAAAACGUCAUCAGCUGUGUCACAGUCCACGACUCUCCGUACUCCGACUCCUCCAGCAACACCAGCCCCUACUCCGUGCAGCACCGCACCGGGCACAACACCAACGCCUUCGACACCAAGGGGAGCCUGGAGAGCCACUGCACUGGGAACCCCCGGACCAUCAUCGUGCCCCCCCUGAAGACCCAGGCCAGCGACGUGCUGGUGGAAUGUGACAGCCUGGUGCCAGUCAACACCAGUCACCACUCGUCCUCCUACAAGUCCAAGUCCUCCAGCAACGUGACCUCCACCAGCGGCCACUCUUCAGGGAGCUCGUCGGGAGCCGUCGCCUUCCGGCAGCAGCGGCCGGGGCCACAUUUCCAGCAGCAACAGCCGCUCAACCUCAGCCAGGUAAGCCCAGCGCUUCUCACUGCCCCUCCAGUGGGGGCAGGAGGUGCCCUGACCGAACACUGGUGUUUGCUUUCCUCCGAGGGUCACCCUUGGGGAAGCUGGUACCACUGGUUCAGGGAGAGCUGGCCGGAAGCAGGGCGACCUGUUUAUUUGCAUGAAUCCCUGGCCUCCCAAGGCUCAGCACGCCACACCGUGCAGCACACUGCCUACCCGGCCAGCAUCGUCCACCAGGUCCCCGUGAGCAUGGGCCCCCGGGUCCUGCCCUCGCCCACCAUCCACCCGAGUCAGUAUCCAGCCCAGUUUGCCCACCAGACCUACAUCAGCGCCUCUCCAGCCUCCACCGUCUACACUGGAUACCCACUGAGCCCCGCCAAGGUCAACCAGUACCCGUACAUAUAGACACUGGGAGGGGGCACGGGCGAGGGCAGGAGCUGGGCGUCUGGCACUGAAGACGCCGCACAGCAGCAGUACAAGGGGCGGGGCGGGGACACUGCUGACACUUGAACUAGGAAGUGGGAGGACUGAGCAGAGAAGAGAACAUUUUUAAAAAGAAGGGAUUCAGGAGGGGAUCUAUGCUUUUUAUUUUAAAAAGAAAAAGAAAAAAAAGAAAACGUCGGUAACAAAAACACAGCUCAUGAACCCAUUCUGCACCAAACUGGAAAGGAGAAGAGAGAGCGAUGGAAGAUUCCGGAAGGGGGGCCAGUUUCUGAAGAACUUUGUCUAUGAACUUUUCAGAGGUUAUUUUCAUAUGGCAGCAAGUGACAUUUAAGAAUUUGCUGUCAGGGACACCUGAUAUGGAAAUCCAAUAGGUUUUUCAUGGUUGAACAUGAGGAUUAGGGAUUUUUCCAGAACUCUGAAGGGUCAACAGCCCUAGAGGUCAGGCUGCUGUGGCCUGAUGUGGGGGGUUGGGCUGUUCAGGCUCCUUGCGGGGAAGGGGGUGGCCAGGCCCAGGAAGCCCUCCCCGAAGGGCACAUGUUCUCUUUCCGAGCACUCUGGAUAAAUCCCUAAGGAAGUUACUCCUCAAAUGUCAUUCAUAAUGUUUGUUCCAAACUUUAGUUUUUUCUUUCUGAAGAUUUAUUUUCUCUUUGAAUCAAUCCCUAGUCGCAUUGCAGGGCUGGCAGGCGUUGCCGACACCCGGUGGAAUGUAGCAUUCUGCACCCGUUUCCGCUUUGUGUUCAACUUCCGUGAUACCAAGAGACUAUCCUCAGUGUAACUGCACACAAGUGAUAGGGCACAGGCAUGUAACCAACGCGGUGGCCCAGGCGUGAGCGCAAGCACGCCUGUGCGUCCUGGGCGCGGCCAGGCUCCCUCCUGACUUGACAUCAUUCCCUCCUAGUGCCUUACGGAACCAGAGCGCGAGGGUUUCCUUCCACGGUCCUCCGAGCAGCUGGCGGGCGAGUCAGAGCAUCUCGGCACUUUUGUGCUGUUGAAACAUUUUACUCUGGUCUUUCCUCUUCUUGUUUUUAAAUUUUAAUUUAAUCUAAUUUUAGUA